AUGACUGAAGUUUCAUUUGCCGAAAAGGAAGUCUUAACAUCUCCCAACAGAUCUUCGUUAAGUGUUCACCUGGCGAAGUUACCUCGAAGACCUGCUAGUGAAGAUGCGUUCAUUCGAGUUCUACUGAAGUCUUUCAAUCCAGAAAAUCGCUUCGUUCAAGACAUCCACCUUCCUUUACCUCGAAUCAAUUUGAAAGCGCUACCAAAUGACAAUGGAAGAAUAAUCUACGAGCAAAUACGCUCAGAAGAAGCAAUGCAAAGCUACAGACAAGCUAAAUUAGCCAUAGAGAACCAAAUCUCAAAAGAUGAUGCUAAGUUUAAAGCUACAAUAAGCGGCUUUUUCCAGGUGCUGGACGCUGCGUACCAACCGAGCAACGCGCAUGACUUUACCAUUGGUGCCUUUCGUAAGCUUUUUCAGGACUACCAGUCCAAGCAAGAUCCUGCUUUGGAUGUUCAAGAUAUGAAGCUCAUAAAAAGACGGUUACGACCCCUGGAAACCUCAAUCUGUCUGAAAAGUCUGAAGCAGUUACAGCUCUUGGAUAAAAAAUUUGGUGUUUUAUCUUUCUCAAGAACCAACUGUGGGAGAUACGAUUCACAAGGAUUUCUUACGUUUGUGAAUUACCAAUGCGCAAAGGACUUUGUUGAGCAAUUCAAGGGAAAACUUUCGGUACGAGGCCGCAAGCUGCAAGUUGCUUUUGCAGCUCAGGAAUCUCUACUAGGCGGUUAUUUGCUUACCGGAAGACGAGGAAUCGAAAAUAUAAUGGAAGUCAGAGGCCAAAGACAACCCCAGAAGCAAGUGGAAGAUGAAGCCAACAAGAAAGUCAAACGUCAGCUACGAAGACUACGACAUAAACUCACGACCAAAGGUCUUGCGCCUGUCGCAAUUCAAAAGAUUGUCGAUGAAACUGUUCGAGACAAAUCUGCGGCCAUUACCACUGCGAGCUCGAAGAGAUCAAAAAUUUCACCAAGCGAGAGCGCACCCAAAAAGAAGAAGAACACCGCCGAUGUGACGGGGAACCCACCAAACAAGAUCCUUUUGGUUCAAAAUCUGCCCUCCGGUGUAUCGCAGGAGACAGUUUCAAACCUUUUCCAGGGUGAGGGCUUCGUGGAGAUUAGACUUGUUGGCGUAAGAAACCUCGCAUUUGUCGAAUACGAUAGCAUACCACAUGCGUCCAAGAUUAUGGAUAAUCUGGGGGCAUCUCACCAGUGGGGAGAUGCUGUCGUGUCGAUAGGCUUUGCCAAAUAA
Molecule: messenger RNA, 1245 nt
Organism: Lachancea nothofagi CBS 11611
Lineage: Eukaryota; Fungi; Ascomycota; Saccharomycetes; Saccharomycetales; Saccharomycetaceae
Source: the annotation of a GenBank genome assembly